This is a messenger RNA of Oryza sativa Japonica Group (Japanese rice), 2900 nucleotides long. RefSeq names its product GDSL esterase/lipase At2g42990. Gene Ontology annotation, molecular function: hydrolase activity, acting on ester bonds. The record is from RefSeq and is a predicted model, not a curated record. Lineage: Eukaryota; Viridiplantae; Streptophyta; Magnoliopsida; Poales; Poaceae.
CUGAUUCGCUAGCUCGCACAUUGAAUGAUCCACCGAAAUCAGUGGAUCAAUACCAAUAACUAAAAAUCGGUUGCUGUAGCAUCAUCAGAUGGUCUACCCACUACUACGUACUACUACCGUCUAUGGUCACUGUUCUGGCUACCAUGCAUGCUCAUGCUCGGCCACAUAAUUAAUUAACCUAACACAGAAGAUUGAUCAAUAUGCAUGCAUGCAAUCUUCUGGGCAUCAUGAAAUCGGAUUAGAUAAAAAGUAAUCUGUACUAGAACUUACCAAAAUUUUGCAGCUAGGGGCAUGUAGAGCAAGCAAACGCCUCGGAGACGGAUGAACAACAAGCCCGGCUCAUCGUUCGCGUGCCCUUGUCGCUCGCGGCGACGACACUAUAAAUACUUGCACGUAGCCAGUGACGAAUCCCAGAACGAAAAUAGAGAAAAAUUAAUUUGGGAGUACUAAUUAAGAUGUCGUCGCGACGACAUGGCAUGAAAGCCGUGGUGGUGGUGGUGGUGAUCGCGCACGUCCUGCUAUGCCAUGUUGCCGGCGGCGGCGGGGGCGUCCCGGCGGUGAUCGUGUUCGGCGACUCCACGGCGGACACGGGCAACAACAACUUCAUCCAGACCAUGGCGAGGGGCAACUACCCGCCGUACGGGCGGGACUUCGCCGGCGGCGUGGCCACCGGCCGGUUCUCCAACGGCCGGCUCGCCGCCGACUUCGUCUCCGAGGCGCUGGGGCUGCCGCCCGCCGUGCCGCCGUACCUUGACCCCAGCCACAGCAUCCACCAGCUCGCGUCGGGCGUCAGCUUCGCCUCCGCCGGAACGGGCCUAGACAACAUCACUGCACAAAUCCUAUCAGCAAUGACCCUGAGUCAGCAGAUAGACCACUUCAGGCAGUACAAGGAGAAGCUGAGGUGGGCCAAAGGCGAGGCAGCGGCACACCACAUCAUAAGCCAGGCGCUCUACAUUUUGAGCGUCGGCACCAGCGACUUCCUGCACAACUACCUCGUCUUCCCCAUCAGGGGCAACCGCUUCACCCUGCCGCGCUACGAGGCCUACCUCGCCGGCGCCGCCGCCGGGGCGGUGCGCGCCGUGCACGGGCUCGGCGGCCGCCGGGUGAAGCUCGCCGGGCUGCCACCGCUGGGGUGCCUGCCGGUGGAGAGGACGAUCAACCCGGACAGGCCUGGGGAUUGCAACGAGAUGUACAACAUGGUGGCUCUGAGCUUCAACGCAAGGCUCAAGAGGCUUAUUGGGAGGCUCAACUGGGAGCUGCCAGGGGCACAAGUAGAGUAUGUUGAUCAGUACAGCAUCCUCUCUGCCAUCAUUGCCAAGCCAUGGGAAUAUGGUUUUGGGAACUCAAUGCAAGGAUGUUGUGGCACGGGAUUUGUGGAGACAGGAAUUCUAUGUGCCUUGGACGAUGCGUUGGCAUGCGACGAUGCUGAUAAAUAUGUAUUCUUUGAUGCUGUCCAUCCAUCGGAAAGGGCGUACAAGAUCAUAGCCGAUGCAUUUAUAAACACCACCUCACCUGUAUUCCACUGAAUUAAAAAAUAUAUUUCACUCGUGAUAUUAUCUGAACGCUCAAAUUAAUAUAAAAGAGCUACUCCCUCCAUUCCAAAUUGAUUAUCAUAUAUAUUUAUGCACCAAGAGCAAAAGUAAUUUAAAUCGCAUCAAUCAUGACACCAUGCCCUCAUUCAAGUAAAACACCAUGCCAAUUACACUCUUAGCAUGCGCACAUUAUCUCCUACGACAUUAAUUAUAUUUCGAUGAAAUCCAUGUCUAUACGGUUAUAUGAUAAUCAAUUUGAUAAAUUUUGGAUUUUAUUAUAUGAUAAUCAAUUUGCGAAGAAGGGAGUACUAUUGCAGAUACGAUAACUAGGUACCGGAUUUUUGUUACGCAAAUACCCUUGUACCUAUGUGGUACUAGGCCAUGCCACCAAGCCGAAUAGAAGAUGAGCUUAUUGUGCUCAAUCUGAAUUCUGAAAUUCCCAAACAGAACAAAUAUGAGCCUAUAUAUCAUGUGCAGUAUGUCUACAUUUUGUCCGUUGUAACACUUUGUCCUGUCCUCGUCUAUACCUAUAUCUUAUCUUAAUUACUUAAAAGACUAGUAAUUUUCCGUUCGUCACCAAAAAAUUUCGUUUGUAAUCCGUUUUGUAUGCGCAUUUGUGUCAUCAAUGUCCGAUUCUUCCAAUCGGAGACUAGAAAAACCAAGUUAUAGCCGGUAACCCAUAACAACAAAAUCUUGACAAUAAUCUAAUCUCAUGGAAGCACUUACCAAAAUCAGACUUUGAUAGUUCGAUACAACCAUAAGGCAAAAACAAGAACCAGAUUUCACCCAAAUAAAAUCAGUAAAGGAUCCACCUUAAACUUGAUCUCCUUCAAGCCCAGCACUAGACCGAUGGCAGCUAGCCCCAAUUAAAGAUGAACAGUGUUGGACCACUUGAUGUCGUGGUCACACCAUUGCCGCCUGCGCCUUCCUCUGCCGCCACCUACAACAAGAUCCACAAAAGAUGUGGUCGUCGCCAGCCUUCGCAUUGCUUGGUGCCCUCCACCAAUCCACCCAUCGCCAGCCUCUGUCUUGCUAGCUGCGUCCUCCUCCAGAUCCACCGUCGCCAUGGCCACUCUACCAGAUCCACUAUCACCAUGGACAUUGCUGCCGCCUUCUCGUCCUCCUUGCCGUCAUCAUUGCGAUUCGCCUAGCGCCGGCGCGGGGAUAAGGCGAGAUGCACAGUGGGUGGCUGGCGUGAUGUGGUCGUGGCAUUGAGCAUGAUGCGGUGCAUGCGGCCGAGCGGCGCGUGUGAGUCGAGCAACGGCACAACGAGCAGGAGAGAGGGUGCGCUCGAGGCGGAGGAUGAGAUGAGGAGGAAAGAAGAAGGCGAAGGCAUGGCAGAGGCAGAGGUGGAGGUAGCGAACCGGA